AUGUCCCGCCGUGUGUUGUCCAACGAUAAAAUAAUAGAAUUACUCGGAAACGGAGAAAACUCUGAUUUAUCUGAUUUCUCUGAUGGUUCAGAUAAUAAUGAAGAAGAUGAAUUGGAUAAUCUGCUAGCUAUGAAUGAAGUAUAUGAAAAUUUUGAUUUUCAAAAUAUAGAGGAUGAUAUAGAUUGGAAUAUUGAUAAUAUUGAUGAUGAUAUUAUGGUUGAAACAGAAAAUGUUGAUAGAGUGCUAGAAAAUCCAACUACAUCGUAUAAAUAUCAUAGUGUGAGAAAAGAAAACAUAAAAUGGGAAGCAAAGCCACUUACUACAAGAGAAAUUGUUUUUACAGCAGUACCAGAAAAAGAUUUUCCAAGUGCCCCAUUACCACCUAUAGAAUAUUUUCUAAAAUACUUUUCAACUAUAUCAUUUGACGACAUGGCACAUUUUACCAAUUUAUUUGCUCAACAAAAUAAUACUAAAAACUGGACAGAUACUAAUGCAUCAGAAAUGAAGGUAUUUAUUGGAAUACAUUUGUAUAUUGGUAUUAUUGGGUUCCCUCGAGUCAUUAUGUACUGGCAGCCAGAUUAUCGAAUAAAUAUAAUAGCAGAUAAUAUGACAAAAAAUAGAUUUUUUGAACUAAGAACUAACUUUCAUGUACAAGAUAAUUUAUUAAAUCCUACAGACAACACUGAUAAAUUUUUUAAAGUAAGACCUUUGUACAACUCAAUAAAAAAAAGAUGCAAUGAACUACAUACUGAAAAAAACCUAUGCAUUGACGAACAAAUGGUACCAUUCAAAGGACGCCUUGGUCUCAAACAAUAUAUGCGUGGUAAGCCCAGUCCGUGGGGUAUAAAACUAUAUUUAUUAUGUGGGGCUGGAGGCAUGGUUUAUGACCUAUUACUAUAUCAAGGCUCAAACACCGAAUUAGAUCAAGAAACUAAGGCACACUUUGGAUUAGGUGGAUCAGUUGUUCUGAAAUUGUGUGAACAGCUAAAAAAAAAUAGGCACAUAUUAUAUUUUGACAAUUUCUUUACAUCUUAUAACUUAUUAAAUGCUCUUCAAGAUCAAAAAAUAUAUGCAGCAGGUACAGCUAGAGUUAAUAGAUUUGCGAAUCCACCUCUUAUAACAGAUAAACAUUUACGAAAAUUGGGUAGAGGAGCAUCUUUUGAAGUAACUGGAUCUAAUGAAUAUGAAGGAAGAACAAAUCAAAUAGGAAUAAUAAAGUGGUUUGAUAAUAAAGGUGUUGUACUAGCUUCUAACUUUUUGACAUCAGGUAAAACUGAUGAAGUUAACAGAUGGGACAAAAAAGAAAAAAAAUAUAUUACACUAGAAAGACCAGAAAUAGUAAAGUUGUACAACAAAAGUAUGGGUGGAGUCGAUUUACAUGACCAAUUGAUCAGUUAUUUUCGAAUAUUUAUUAGAUCACGUAAAUGGACUCUUCGUAUGGUAACACAUUCUUUUGACAUGGCUUUGACAAAUAGUUGGAUGGAGUAUCGAAAUGAUGCAACACAUUGUAAUAUUCCAAAAAAAAUGGACUUGCUUCUUUUCAAACAACGUGUAGCAAAAACCCUUAUUUCUCUUGGUAGAAGUCAAAUGUAUACUCCUGAGCGCAAAAAAAAAAGUAGGAAGGCCUAG
Messenger RNA from Macrosiphum euphorbiae (potato aphid), 1629 nucleotides. NCBI's taxonomy places the organism in Eukaryota, Metazoa, Arthropoda, Insecta, Hemiptera, Aphididae. The record is from the annotation of a GenBank genome assembly.